Messenger RNA from Pseudoliparis swirei, 4351 nucleotides. RefSeq lists its product as uncharacterized. The coding region runs from base 143 to 3259 and encodes 1038 amino acids. Lineage: Eukaryota; Metazoa; Chordata; Actinopteri; Perciformes; Liparidae. The record is from RefSeq and is a predicted model, not a curated record. The transcript is spliced from 14 exons.
GCGAGCUGCUGGACGCCCGCCGGACUCGGACCUCUAACUCGAACCUCUAACUCGGACUUCUAACUCGGACCUUUAACCUCACGCGCUCUCCAUUCUCUUUUCUUUUGUCAUUCCCCCUUUUCUGGAGGUGUGUGUGUGAGAGAUGCCUGGACUUCUCUUCCUGGCGGCUCUGCUCUGCUGUGUCAAAGACGCCUCAGGGGACGGACCGGUGGCCAUCAGGGCGUGGGCGUGGGUCGGGGAGGCGGUCAUCCUCCCGUGCCGGAUCAGCGUCACCGGCCGCGAAGACGUCCCGUCGUUGGAGUGGUCCAAACGCAACCUGACGCCCAACGUCUGCUUCCUGUACCGGGACGGCUGCGAGACCUUCGAGGAAAAGAAUCCGGUCUUCCGCUUCCGGACCGGCCUCUUCAUGGAGGAGCUGCAGGACGGGAACGCGUCGCUGAGGCUCUCCGACGUGCGGCUGACUGACGCCGGAACAUACGAAUGCAAGAGGCUCCUCCAGGGGGCGCGGUGGCUCGUCGCCACCGUAGAGCUCUUCGUCGGUGCCGUUUCGGAGCCCAAACUCUCGGUGGUUCCCGGCGUGGCGGUGACCGUGCAGUGUGACGCCGGCUGCUGGUUCCCGUUGCCCGUGGUUACCAUUGAAGACGCUCGUGGAAACGCCGUCGCUGGCGCCGAAGAGUCGAAAAAUGUUACGGAUUCCGUGAGCGGGUGUGUCUCCGUCACGAGGAGAGCGACGGUGCAGACGGACAAGGUCGUCUGCAGAGUUCACCAGUCUGAGACGAACCGGACGAAGCUCGCGGAGAUCUACAUCCCAGGUGCCGUUUCGGAGCCCAAACUCUCGGUGGUUCCCGGCGUGGCGGUGACCGUGCAGUGUGACGCCGGCUGCUGGUCCCCGUUGCCCGUGGUUACCAUUGAAGACGCUCGUGGAAACGCCGUCGCUGGCGCCCAAGAGUCGAAAAAUGUUGAGGAUUCCGUGAGCGGGUGUGUCUCCGUCACGAGGAGAGCGACGGUGCAGACGGACAAGGUCGUCUGCAGAGUUCACCAGUCUGAGACGAACCGGACGAGGCUCGCGGAGAUCUACAUCCCAGAGGAAUGCACGACGUCCUGCAUCCCAAUGAUCCUCCUUGCUUCUUUCAUAGCAUUCCUCGUUCCAGGUCCAGGAUGUGCAUACCUGUUAUGGAAAAAAUACAAAGCUGAAGGGGAACGUAAAUCGCUUCCCACGGAAUCAUCAGACAGAAAUUCGACGAGCAGCCAUGCAGAAGGUCAAAACCCGAUAAGCCAGACUGACCCCGUCCAAAAUGUCAUCGGUGAGCUUAGGAUAGAAGUCGCUGACAAAGAUGAGACCAUCCAACGCCUACUUGAAGAACUCCGAUCCAAGCAGAGUCCUGUUGAGUGCCAGCUCGGCCAGCUGAUGUAUCCCUCUCAAGACGUCUCGAACCCCACGAACCUCACCCCGGAACCGUUGCCCCGAGACGUCGAUCCCAAACCUGGCGCCGCAACCGACGCCAUCCGGCCCAAAUCUGGCAACCUCUCCCAGAACAAAGAUUCAAAACCCAACAUCUCGAUACAAAUGCCAGCGCCCGGCCCCCCGGUUCAAAGGGGCGACGACCCUGACCAUUUGAUGCAUCGCAGUGCAGCGUCGCCCGCCGCUGUUCCGGCGCUCCCUGCCGAGGGAUGGUCUGUAAGACUCUUGAGGAGCAAGUCCGACUCUUUGUCUCGUUCAAACGCCGCCAAGGCCAAGCCUAAAAACAAACUUUCACCCUGGCCUACUAACCGCUUCAAUCCUCUGGUAGAUUUAACAGAAGAAAAAGAACGUCUACUCUUUCAGCAACUGCAGAAAGAUAAGAUUGAUUUAGGGGACGGACCGGUGGCCAUCAGGGCGUGGGUCGGGGAGGCGGUCAUCCUCCCGUGCCGGAUCAACGUCACCGGCCAUGAAGACGUCCCGUCGUUUGAGUGGUCCAAACGCAACCUGACGCCCAACAUCAGCUUCGUGUACCGGGACGGCUGCGAGACCUUCGAGGAAAAGAAUCCAGUCUUCCGCUUCCGGACCGGCCUCUUCAUGGAGGAGCUGCAGGACGGGAACGCGUCGCUGAGGCUCUCCGACGUGCGGCUGACCGACGCCGGAACAUACGAAUGCAAGAGGCUCCUCCAGGGGGCGCGGCGGCUCGUCGCCACCGUAGAGCUCUUCGUCGGUGCCGUUUCGGAGCCCAAACUCUCGGUGGUUCCCAGCAUGGCGGGGACCGUGCAGUGUGACGCCGGCUGCUGGUUCCCGUUGCCCGUGGUUACCAUUGAAGACGCUCGUGGAAACGCCAUCGCUGGCGCCGAAGAGUCGAAACAUUUUGAGGAUUCCGUGAGCGGGUGUGUCUCCGUCACGAGGAGAGCGACGGUGCAGACGGACAAGGUCGUCUGCAGAGUUCACCAGUCUGAGACGAACCGGACGAGGCUCGCGGAGAUCUACAUCCCAGAGGAAUGCAUGACGUCCUGCAUCUCAAAGAUCUUUGUUGCUUCUUUCAUAGCAUUCCUCGUUCCAAGUGCAGGAUUUGCAUUCCUGUUAUGGAAAAAAUGCAAAUCUGAAGGGGAACAUAAAUCGCUUCCCACGGAAUCAUCAGACGGAAAUUCAACGAGCAGCCAUGCAGAAGAUCAAAACCCGAUAAGCCAGACUGACCCCAUCCAAAAUGGCAUCGGUGAGCUGAAGUCUAGCCUUCGAGACAAAGUUGAGACCAUCCAACGCCUACGUGAAGAAUUCCGAUCCAAGCAGAGUCCUGUUGAGUGCCAGCUCGGCCAGCCGAUGUAUCCCUCUCAAGACGUCUCGAACCCCACGAACCUCACCCCGGAACCGUUGCCCCGAGACGUCGAUCCCAAACCUGGCGCCGCAACCGACGCCAUCCGGCCCAAAUCUGGCAACCUCUCCCAGAACAAAGAUUCAAAACCCAACAUCUCGAUACAAAUGCCAGCGCCCGGCCCCUCGGUUCAAAGAGGCGACGUCCCUGACCAUUUGAUGCAUAGCGGUGCAGCGUCGCCCGCCGCCGUUCCGGCGUCGCUCGCCGCCGUUCCGGCGUCGCCCACCGCUACUCCGGCGCUCCCUGCCGAGGGAUGGUCUGUACGCCACUCGAGGAGAAAGUACGACUCUUUGCCUCGUUCAAACGCCGCCAAGGCCAAGCCUAAAAACAACCUCUCAUGGCCGACUAACCGCUUCAGUCCUCUGGAAGAUUUAUCAGAAGAAGAAGAACGUCUACUCUCUCAGCAAAAGCAGAAAGAGUAGACGUUUGAGAUGAGUUUGAGUGGCUUUAAAACAAACCGUUGCCCACCGAUGUUUAUAAAAUGUUCGGUACCUACGAACCUUUGUCUACCGAUGUUUAUAAAAUGUUCGGUACCUACGAACCUUUUACUCCCGAUGUUUAUAAAAUGUUCGGUACCUACGAACCUUAUACUACCGAUGUCUAUAAAAUGUUCGGUACCUACGAACCUUUGUCUACCGAUGUUUAUAAAAUGUUCGGUACCUACGAACCUUUUACUACCGAUGUCUAUAAAAUGUUCGGUACCUACGAACCUUUGUCUACCGAUGUCUACAAAAUGUUCGGUACCUACGAACCUUUUACUACCGAUGUCUAUAAAAUGUUCGGUACCUACGAACCUUUUACUACCGAUGUCUAUAAAAUGUUCGGUACCUACGAACCUUUGACUACCGAUGUCUAUAAAAUGUUCGGUAGCCACGAACCUUUUACUACCGAUGUCUAUAAAAUGUUCGGUAACGACGAACCUUUGUCUACCGAUGUCUAUAAAAUAUUCGGUAGCCACGAUCCUUUGCCCAUCGACCUUUGCCACUCGUCGAGUGGUCAGGAGUUGCUGCUGACACCCUGUGAAUCAGGUUUUGUGCUUUUAACUUUUAGUAAGAUUGAUUUAGGUGAAAAAGACCAAAGCAUGUUAUCUAAACAUAAAGUCUCAGGGAUUCUGGGUUUCUUUUAUUCGGCUGAUUGCUCUGGAGUUUUAAAAAGUAUUAAUACUUAUUCAACCUGUCAACGGGCAGGAAAAUAAACAUGUUUGCAUAUACAUAUAUAUAUAUAUUUUAAGCCUUACUAAAUUGAGCUUUUAUUUGUUAAAUAACAAAUGAAAAGCUAGUGAGCCUCUAUGAAAACGUUCAAAAACUUAUCUUUUGUCAUUAUAGAAAUGUAUUUGGUUAUUCAAAUCUCAUUGAACUCCGUGAAGUUUAUUUUAAAUGACCGUUUAUUUGUCUGGCUUCUAUUUUAUUCAUUGAUUUGUUAUUUUCAAACUCACGUUUUUAGUUUUUAAAAACUUUCCUUUUUGCAUAUUUGAACAUUGAGUUACACUUGCUUUUAUAUCCUAAAUUUUGUGA